Molecule: messenger RNA, 2976 nt
Organism: Trichoderma aggressivum f. europaeum
Lineage: Eukaryota; Fungi; Ascomycota; Sordariomycetes; Hypocreales; Hypocreaceae
Exons: 1
Coding region: 1-2976 (991 amino acids)
Biological process (GO): recombinational repair
Cellular component (GO): nucleus
Molecular function (GO): DNA binding; 3'-5' DNA helicase activity; ATP binding
Source: RefSeq, a predicted model, not a curated record
AUGACAGCGGCCCAAGCUGAAAAUCCAAUCCUCAAGUCACUGAAUGCGGCUCAGCGCCGCGCCGUUACCUCCAAUGCGUCGACAGUCGCCAUUCUAGCCGGCCCCGGCAGUGGCAAGACGCACACUCUAACGUCACGCGUCGUGUGGUUGAUUCAGCAAACUGGGCACCAGCCGUCAGACAUCGUCGUUGCGACAUUUACGGUCAAGGCGGCCCGGGAAAUGAAAGAGCGGAUUGGAAAGGUCCUUGGCCCGGAUUGUGAGAGAAAGAUUGUGCUCGGCACUUUUCACUCCAUUGCUCGGCGGUACCUUAGUGCCUAUGGUAAACACAUAGGCCUCGACUCCAAGUUUGGCAUUGCGGAUGAUGGCGAUUCGCGGGCAGUCAUUCAGCGGAUAUGCAAGCGGCACGACUUCAACAUUGAUCCGGGAUAUGCAAGGUCAUGGAUCAGCAAGAAAAAGGCCAAGGGUCAUGCAACGGAAUCAGCCUCAAACAAGAAGCAGCCUGAGAAUCCCUCCUUAAACGAGUGUUACAGGGAGUACCAGGAGCACUUGGAACGAUCAAACCUAUUGGACUACGACGAUCUACUAGUGCGCUGUGUCGAGCUUUUGAGGGAAUAUCCCGCCUGUGUUUCAAAUAUUCAGGCUGUGCUCAUUGAUGAGUACCAAGACACAAAUGGCAUUCAGUAUGAGUUGAUGAAACUUUUUGCGCAGGCUCGCCAACGAAUAACGAUUGUUGGUGAUCCCGAUCAAAGCAUCUAUGGCUGGCGAUCGGCCGAGAUCCGAAAUUUGUACCGUCUGCUACGGGAUUAUCCCGACACUGAUGAGAUAUCCCUGGAGGAAAACUAUCGAUCAUCUCAGUCAAUCCUCGACGUCUCAUUAACAGUCAUUCAGCAAGAUAAGAAGAGAUACCAAAAGGUCCUUUUGCCAGUCCAUAAUAAAGGUGCAAGACCGGUUUUGCGAAAGCUAAAGAGUUCCGCCGCGGAAGGAGACUGGAUCGUCUCUGAGAUUAGACGGGCCGUCAUGAUGUUUGGGGACAUGCUUACAUACGAAGACGUGGCUAUUCUACUGAGAUCUGCCUCUCUCUCUAGACACAUUGAGGCGGCAUUGGGAAAGGCGGGGCUGGCAUAUCAAAUGAUUGGAGGCCACAAGUUUUAUGAACGGAAGGAAAUCAAGAUUUUGCUGGAUUACUUGCGCGCAAUCUAUCAGCCGGAUAAUAACGACGCCAUUGCCCGAAUCAUUAAUGUUCCGCGUCGAGGAAUCGGAGACACGACGAUCAAACGACUCAUAGAAGAGGCCGAGCAACUGAAAAUAAGUCUCUGGUCGCUCUUGAGAAAGCACUGCCAGGGUAGUCGUAAAGCGACGACAAAGAUACUGCCCAAGAUGGAGCAAAAGCUCAACACCGAGCUGCUGAGAUUGAUAUCAAAUCUUCAGACCCAAGCCCAGCAAAUCACAGAGAAGUCUCAACAUACCCUGGUUGAUCUAAUUGAAAAGUUGCUGUCACAGCUUGAUUUUAAACAAUAUCUCGAGUCGGAGUAUCCCGAAGACCAUGAGCAGAGAUGGCAAAGCGUUCAGGAAUUCCUCAGCUUGGCAAAUGAUUUUGUACGCGAUGCAGCAAAUCUAGAGGAUGAAAUGCUGCCUGAAAUCGACCACGUCGAUCAGGUGAAAGACGACAGCAUCUUGGGCCGCUUUCUGGCAAACGUGGCGCUGGCAUCAGAUGCCCAGAAAAACGACGAAGGGGCAGAGAAGAAGGCAGUGAUAACUAUCUCGACUAUUCAUGCUGCCAAGGGGCUCGAGUGGCCCAUUGUGUUUGUUCCAGCAGUCUAUGCCGGCUCCAUCCCCCAUUCAAGGGCCGAGGACUUGGACGAAGAAAGGCGACUCCUCUAUGUGGCCAUGACCAGAGCACAGGCGCUGCUUUACCUCAGCUGUCCCUUAUACGGGUCUCAAGGCAUGGGUACAAAGGUCGAGUUGUCGCCUUUCGUCUCACCAUUCGCCUCAACGGCCUUUUCCAAGCAAGGGGCAUCGUUCAAUAGACCCAUCUUAGAAGGGGUCGCAAAAAUUCUUGGAAGGGAUCUCCCCAGCGAGAAAGCAAUCUUUGCCAAACUCCCCGCCAUGUUCUCCCCAGAGGAUAAUCUGUUUCCCGUAGAUCCAAUUGACACUAGAGGUGCAGAGGGUCCAGAAGACUCAGAAGGGCAUCGUCCAAAGGGCCCCAAGAGGCAACGCUUAAACAACCAGGGCUAUGGUAACGACGACGAGGAAACCGCCGAGGAUCAGCCAUGGAAGAAGGAAUACAGCACAACCAUGGAACAAGCAUCCAACUUUACCAUGGCUUCCUUACCAGGGUUCACGUCGGCCGGGGCGCAUCAAAACGCCCUCUCCGCAGCAGCUGCUGCUGAAGCAGAAAAGGCGGCGGCAGCCAAGAAGGCUGUCAAAAUGGGAACAACUCGUCGAAAGGCAGACCAGACCAGCCUCCUUGGAUUCGUAACCACGGCGUCAAAGAAACCAGCGGCUCCAGGCGGCGGGUUCGGCGGUCCAGACGCGUCCAUGGCUCGAUAUCAGCUCGCGGCGUCUCGAUCCGCAGCUAGAAUGGCGGCCGAGACGAAGGCGCGUGAGCUCCCAAAGCUACCCGCCGUCGACCCAUCGUUGGCGAAACACAAGCUCGCCAGCGGCAAUGCCCUAAACAGGCCCAGCGUCGUUAAGAUGGAAGACGACGAAGGCUCCAAAAAGCGGUAUCACUGUUUCUCCAGCUCUCCACCAAGACCAGCUGAAGCCGAAGAGGUGAAGGAGGAACAACAGACAACCACGCAAGAGGUUUCCGUUCCCGAUCGCCCUGCCACGAGCUUUCACAGGACGACGUUUGUUUCUGCCGCUUCCAGGGGCGGCGUCAGGCGUCCGGUGGGCUUGGGUCCGCCGCCGGGGCUGGAUAGGCUUCGCAAGCCGUUUAAGCCAUUGACGAUAACGCGGCCCACGAAGCCGCAGUGA